This is a messenger RNA of Symbiodinium sp. CCMP2592, 285 nucleotides long. Lineage: Eukaryota; Dinophyceae; Suessiales; Symbiodiniaceae. The record is from the annotation of a GenBank genome assembly.
GCAAAGCAGCCCGGAGAGAAAGGCUGCAGAGGAUCCCAAGAAGAAGAAGAAGCAAAGGCAAAGUAGCCAGGAGAGAAAGACUGCAGAGGAUCCCAAGAAGAAGAAGGAUGCAAAGGCGAAAAAGUCCGGAGAGAAGGCUAUAGAGGAUCCCAAGAAGAUCAAGAAGCAAAGGCAAAGUAGUCCGGAGAGAAAGGCUGCAGAGGAUCCCAAGAAGAAGAAGCAAAGGCAAAGUAGUCCGGAGAGAAAGGUUGCAGAGGAUCCCAAGAAGAAGAAGAAGAAGCAAAG